Molecule: messenger RNA, 324 nt
Organism: Parastagonospora nodorum SN15
Lineage: Eukaryota; Fungi; Ascomycota; Dothideomycetes; Pleosporales; Phaeosphaeriaceae
Exons: 2
Coding region: 1-324 (107 amino acids)
Source: RefSeq, a predicted model, not a curated record
AUGCAGCUCAUCCCUCCCGCAAGAGCCGAGCCUGUUGCCAUGCAAUGGCAACAACGAGGAGCUGUUUCGUGGUACGAGUGUGUGGUAGCUGAGCAGGGCGGGUCGUUGGGAAGGCCACCUCGAAGCGACCUCGGGAGCAGGAGCAGUAAGGAACUCCGCAACGGGACCGACCGACCGCAUCUUCACAGGGCGCGACAGGCCCAUGGCACCCGCGGGUCGCCAGCGUCGCCAGCGUCGCCAGCGGUAGUGCACGUCUCGCUACCCCAACUUGUGCCGACAUGUUGCAUUGGCUACACCCAACCGCGAAAAUUGGAGACGUGUUAG